Messenger RNA from Impatiens glandulifera, 2192 nucleotides. RefSeq names its product serine/threonine-protein kinase MHK. NCBI's taxonomy places the organism in Eukaryota, Viridiplantae, Streptophyta, Magnoliopsida, Ericales, Balsaminaceae. The record is from RefSeq and is a predicted model, not a curated record. The coding region runs from base 511 to 1884 and encodes 457 amino acids. Gene Ontology annotation, biological process: intracellular signal transduction; protein phosphorylation. Gene Ontology annotation, cellular component: nucleus; cytoplasm. Gene Ontology annotation, molecular function: protein serine/threonine kinase activity; ATP binding. The transcript is spliced from 16 exons.
AUAUAUGCCCUCCCUUUCUCUCUCUAUCUUUCUCUCUCUUGUUAUCAACGAAACCGCUCUCUCUGGUUUGUUGAUCCGAAAUUCCGAAUAAUCAUCUCUCUCUCUCUUUAAAGAAAAUAUAUAAUUUGAUUCUUGUUAUAUUUCUUUAUCUACUCGUAAUUUCUCUUCUGAGUCAGAUUGACGUCUCCACUGGAUCAAUGGACAGCUUUGAUUGAAAUAGAGAGAGCUGGUGGUGUUGAUUUUUCACUAAAGUGUAGACUUCAGAUUACGCCAAUUGAUUGCAGCAUGUAAAGGCUGUGAUUAAGCAUGUUUCCAGAAUUUUGGUUGCAUUAUAAUCUUUUCAGCAAUCAAAAGUUGGUUUUUGUUGAUGUUUUGUACUCUAUGCCAUGCUAUAGAACUGGCAUAAAACUACCGCAACAUGAAAAACAGUGUGUUGUCACUGUAGAAACUUCUGCCUGGAGAUUGGAAGUUCAUUAAAGAAUUGAGAAACUGUUGCCUUGAAAAUUAACAAUGGAGAAAUAUAAAAUGUGUAAAGAGCUUGGAGAUGGAACAUGUGGAAGGGUUUAUAAAGCUAUUGACAAGGAGACCUCUGAGAUUGUUGCAAUUAAGAAAAUGAAAAGAAAAUUUUAUGUUUGGGAGGAAUGCGUGAAUUUAAGAGAAGUUAAGUCACUUCGCAGAUUGAAUCAUCCUAACAUCAUAAAGCUGAAGGAGAUUGUCAGAGAGAACAAUGAACUUUUCUUCGUAUUUGAGUACAUGGAGUAUAAUCUAUAUCAGAUUAUGCGAGACAGGCAAAAUCCUUUUUCAGAGAAAGAAAUUAGAGAUCUCAUGUAUCAGGUUCUUGAAGGACUUGCUCAUAUGCAUAAAAAUGGGUAUUUUCACCGUGAUUUGAAACCAGAGAACCUGUUGGUUACCAAUCAGAUUAUAAAAAUGGCUGACUUUGGACUGGCUCGGGAAGUAUCAUCAGUGCCACCCUUUACUGAGUAUGUCUCCACACGCUGGUACCGAGCGCCCGAAGUCUUGCUGCAAUCCCCAUUAUAUACUCCAUCCGUUGACAUGUGGGCUGUUGGCGCAAUACUAGCUGAACUAUUCACUUUGUGUCCCAUUUUCCCGGGAGAAAGUGAGGCAGAUCAAUUGUACAAGAUUUGCUGUGUUCUGGGUAAGCCAGAUUGGACUACAUUUCCUGAAGCAAGGAAUGUUUUUCUAUUAGCUAAUCUUUGUUAUUCUGAGAUUGUGCCCCCUAACCUCUCUGACAUUAUACCGAAUGCAAGCCCAGAAGCAAUUGAUUUGAUCAAGCAACUUUGUUCGUGGGACCCACUGAAGAGACCGACUGCAGAUGAAUGCUUAAGACAUCCUUUUUUCUCCAAGGUUCCUCAUCCCUUUGGGGAUGAUCUACUUCAGCUAAAGCUGAAUAGCAUGGCAAUACCAACAAUGCAGCCUGACCUUGAGUUGAAGCUAUGGGACUUUGGCACUCAACCUGCCGACGAUUGUUUUCUGGGGUUGACAUUGGCCGUUAACCCCAGCAUUCCUAACUUAGACAUUGUACAUAAUAAGUUAUCCGGCUUUCAGGACAAAUCUCAAUCACCAGUGAUUUGGCAGUUGUUUUCUCCUGAUCAUAAUAAUAAUAAUGGUCUUGGUGGGAUGGGUCCAGCACUUGAUCAUCAGUCAUCCUUAUCGCUCUCAUUCAGUUCAAAUCAUAAUUCAUCUGGUGUUGGAGUUGGAGUUGUUGUUCCACAAACAAGUGGAUUCAGCAUGGCACCGUCAUCGUCAUCCAUAUGGGCCAACUGCAUGGAGCAUCAUCACCAUCAUCAUCCAUGGCUUGCUAUGUCAUCUUGUUCUCAUUAUCCAGCACAGUUAUCUCCUUUAAAGAGUAAUGGAGAUUAUUAAAGCAGCAGCAGCAGCAGCAGCUCUUUUCUUCCCCCUCCCAUACAUAUUUGCAAAAGAGGUCAAUCCUGUUCAUUAUUAUUAUUAUUAUUAAUCAACACCCAAAAUCAUGACAGACAGUUUCUCUCCUCACAAACUUCAUCAGGAUUAUUAUUAUCAUUUUUUUUCUUCUUCUUCUUUAUAAAGUAAGAGAAUGAAACCCCAGCCUUUUAACUUCUGGGUGGUGGAUGCUGAAUCUUCUUUUCUUGUCCUGUGAAUACAUAUUAUUAAUAAUAAUAAUAAUAAUAAUAUACAGAUUAAAUUUCUCAUGA